This is a messenger RNA of Branchiostoma floridae (Florida lancelet), 2293 nucleotides long. RefSeq names its product solute carrier family 35 member B1-like. The coding region runs from base 32 to 1171 and encodes 379 amino acids. Lineage: Eukaryota; Metazoa; Chordata; Leptocardii; Amphioxiformes; Branchiostomatidae. Gene Ontology annotation, biological process: UDP-galactose transmembrane transport. Gene Ontology annotation, molecular function: UDP-glucose transmembrane transporter activity; UDP-galactose transmembrane transporter activity. The transcript has 7 exons. The record is from RefSeq and is a predicted model, not a curated record. Gene Ontology annotation, cellular component: Golgi membrane; endoplasmic reticulum membrane.
UUUUAAUUUAUACAAGGCGACAGCUGCGCAAAUGAAUUCAGCUCCCAGCAGCACUAGUACCGGGAAACGGGAAGACAAUCCCCUGGAGGCUAUGACGUUACCGGCUUCGAACCCGCAACCGCCGGUUGGACUCAAAAAGGAAGACGUGGAAACCGGGGGUCAAUCACAAUCAGGCACGUCAUCAGUACCGGCAGCGGGCGGCAUGGAGGGUCUCUGGAACCGCCUGAGCGAGAGAACCAGGCUCCUUACCUGCUUCUUCGGCAUCUUCGUGUGUUAUUUCUACUACGGGAUCGUGCAGGAGAAGAUAACAAGAGGAACAUAUGGCGAGGAUAAAGAAAAGUUCACUUAUGUCAUGUCCCUGGUGUUCUUACAAUGUAUCGUCAAUGCAGCUUUUGCCAAAAUGAUGUGUUACUUUGCAGCUCCUGGUGUCAAUGACACUACACCAAACUGGCUCUACGGAAUAUGUUCAACUACCUACAUGGGAGCCAUGCUGGCCAGUAACCAGGCACUACAACAUGUUAACUACCCUACACAGGUAUUAGGGAAGUCCUGUAAACCUAUCCCAGUGCUGAUCUUGGGCGUGCUGCUGGCCAGGAAAAGAUACCCCCUCUUAAAGUACCUGUUUGUACUGCUCAUCGUGGCAGGGGUGGCCAUCUUUGUUUACAAGGACAACGUGCAGGCAAAGGCAGACGACCACAUCUUCGGCUGGGGAGAAAUUCUUUUGUUAGCAUCCCUGACCAUGGAUGGUCUGACUGGAGUGUCCCAGGAGAAGAUGAGAGGACAACACCAGACCAACUCUCACUACAUGAUGUACAACAUGAACUUCUGGUCCAUCGGCAUCUUAGCUGUCUGCAUUGGAGUGACCGGGGAAGUCUUCUCUUUCCUAAAGUUCCUUGAGAAGUACCCAUAUGUGCUGGGGAACAUGUUUCUCUUCUCCAUCACCAGUGCACUGGGACAGCUCUUCAUCUUUGUGACGGUGACAAACUUUGGCCCGCUGACGUGUUCGAUCAUCACGACCACGCGGAAGUUCUUCACGAUCCUCGCUUCCGUGAUCAUCUUCCAGAACCCGUUACUCCCGCGCCAGUGGUUAGGAGUGCUUCUCGUUUUCAGCGGGUUGGCCGGGGACAGCUACUUCGGAAAGGCAAAAAAGGUCAAGGAAAAUCACAAGUGAUUGUUAAGGAGAAUCUACUGUUCAUUUUACCUCUGGCUCCAACAUUUAUUGCAGUUGAAAUCACCAUGGUGAUAGAGAUUCAUGUGUUGUUUCAGGAAUGGGGGAAUGAUAUCUCUAAAUGACAGGGUAACAGGAUUUUACACAGAAAAGUUAUUUUUCAAGGCUGAAGAUAUAUUCUGUAUGGACGAAAAUUGUGGAGUAAGAAAUGUAAAGGCUUUGACUUGUUGAAAUUGGGUAUUGGGAUAUUUCAUUACACAGAAAUGCAUAAAAAUGUAGAUUAAAUGUAGUUUUCAAAGGCUUUCUUAAGAAGACGUUAAAGGUGUCAGGUGUCAUCAUUUUCAUCUUAAGAACUGCAUCCUAACAUAUUCCUUCAAGGUUUUUUUUGCCAAUUCAAGAAUGAAAGGCAGUUAUCCACUUGAAUUUUACAAUUAUCCUCCUUAUAGUUUACUUGUUGUAUCUACAAUCAUUAGCAUUAGUUUUGAUGUAGAAUGUUUCUGUGUCAGUUACUAACAGCCUACUCUGUGGUACUGGAAAAUGAAAAGUAAUGACAAGUACUAAUACAGCUAACCUCAGUAUGUAAGUCCUAUCUUUGAAAAGGUAAGAAACAUAUUAGCCUCUAUAUGUUGCACUGGGAUUCAAAUGGCAUUCAUGUACAAAGUAGCUAAGAAUGCUUAUAAGAAGGUACAAUUGGUCUCAACCAUUUUAUUAUGUUUAACAAUACAGUUUGCAAAAAAGAUCCCCUCUUUCUUUCCAUGUAACUUAGAAGAAAUGUUUCUCUGUAUCAGAACAAUUCUGUUUGCCAAUAUUUAAAAAAUUCAAUUUUUUGGGGGGUUAUUCAAUUCUAUGAUGUACUACUACUAGCUGUAGAGAUUUUCUUCCCUUUCGCCCUUUUGUAUUGAAUGUCAUCUGAUGCAUCAAAUCGAACUCCCACCAAUUUGAUUUGAAAUGUCUUGUAACUGCCUGGCGCUCAAAUUGUUUUCAUGAGAUGAUAUGGAAUUCAGCUACAACUUGUACAAGUACUUUCAAAAAUGAUAUCCAUACACAGGUAGGUUGAUUUGGAGCCCACCUUUAAUUAAGAAAUUAUUCUAUUACACAUAGAACAGCAGGGCUCGAAAUACUGGG